Drosophila ficusphila is the source of this 891-nucleotide messenger RNA. RefSeq lists its product as uncharacterized. NCBI's taxonomy places the organism in Eukaryota, Metazoa, Arthropoda, Insecta, Diptera, Drosophilidae. The coding region runs from base 365 to 751 and encodes 128 amino acids. The transcript has 3 exons. The record is from RefSeq and is a predicted model, not a curated record.
AAUUUAAUCGCGAAUCCAUAGUGACAAGCAAUUUUUCGACGGGAAUGCAAUGGUCAUCAUGUAAAUUAAUUUGAACCAAGUUAAUUGUCACUUCGAAGGCUAGCAACUGGUUUUAGAUGGAUUUGUCUAUCUCCCACUCAAUACCCUUAUAGGAUGGGAACUUUGCCAUCAUUUGUGAAAUACAUGUCCAAUUAGUAGGUGGAUUUAAGUGUUGCGCGUGAAGCGCAAGUGUGAUUUUUUCAUAUCUUCAUCGCAAAAAUCAAACUUGUUUGCUACUUAAUAAAGCCAGCCUUCGGUUUGGGCUCGAGCGUGACCAUCCCAACCGAAGUUCAGGUAGUAUUCAUUCAACCACAGGCAGGUCAUCAUGUCGUACCGUUUGUGCGCGAUAUUCUCGGUUCUAAUCGUUCAUUUAGCCAACGCGGCACCUCAAAGUUCUCCAACUAUCGUUCCACAAAUCCGCACUAAUGGCUUUCAACUGGAGCCUCUUAACCAGGAGUACUUCCUCAGAAUUGAACAUCCGGGUGGCACUAUUCGGCAGGAAACUGUAAAACAGAAUGAAGCCGGUCACCUACAAGUCAAUGGAGUGAUUAAUCAACCCUUCGAGGAUCAGGGAGCUAAUCUUGUUCUGACCUAUGAGGCAGGUCCGAACGGAUACGUUGCCAAAUACAGUUUUGGCAAAGGUCCCCCAACGCCCCCGCCACAGACUCCAUUAUUUCUCAGUCCCGGUGCCCUAAAAUCCGCAGCUGGAUAGGUUUUUUUGUUAAGUGUGCCUUAAAUAAAAUAAGAAAUUUACAAACGAGAUUAACACUUUGAAUUGCAAAACAAAAGUGAAAUUUUUUAAGAUGUCAAAAAAAAUAAAAAAUUUGUAUUAAAAAAUGUUUUUUAACGAAA